GCAAAGGAAUACGCCGAUGAUCAAAGUAUUAUUAGUUUGGGUUUGUGUCGUUCAUUGCUUUUGAAACAUAACGAACCGAAAAAAUGUGUUUUCUUUGAACAGUACAUGUUCUGUUUAACUUUUGGAGUAUUUGGUGUUAUAAAAUGAUUCAUGGCAUUUUCAAAUAAGCCGUUCGGUAUGUUACAACAAUGAAUGCGGAAUUCCCUUUAUAGCGGAAGUGGAUAUUUACACAGCCGGUUAUAAUUUAUCAGGAGAUUGGUUGUUGUGUGGUGCUUUUUUGUUUUAAGGUACCAAAGAAGAGAAAAAAUGGAUGUUAACAAAAAAAUGAUUCCUGAUAUGUCCAGUCCUGAAAAAGGCAAAAUGGUUUGGUUGAAAAAUUUAAUGAUAAAUUUGAAGAUUGAUUUUAAUAAAAAUAAAACAGUUGAAGCAAGUAAUGAGUUCACCUGUCAAAAUAGGAGGAAACCAUUUGUCAUGAAGACUCUUGCUAUGGAACUAGAUGACACCAUCAACCAAGCCGAUAAUCUGGUCACAUUAAAAGUUUACAUCCCAGACUUACUCAUACAAAAAAACUUCCAGUUCCACAAAGAUGAGUAUAUUUGGGAUAUUAAGCUACACAUAAUAGAUUCACUACCUAAGGAGUUAAAAGAAAGUUUUAACUACGGAGUUUUCUGUCCACCCAUCAAUGGUAAAGCUGGAAAGUUUCUUGAUGAACACAGACCUUUAGGAGACUAUCCAUUUCCUUCUUCAAUAGGUUAUGUAGAGCUGCGUUACAAAAGACGGGUGUACAAAAUGAUGAACGUUGAAGAGAAGCAAAUAAAACAACUCCACACACGACCCAACUUGCGACGAAUGUUGGAUCAUGUAAGUAAUGGUCAAGUGGAAAAGAUAACUAAGAUGUGUGCCAAGGGUAUGGAUCCCAAUUUUCAUUGCCCAGAAAAUGGAGAAACACCUUUGACACUUGCUACAACUCUAAAGCAACCAGCUAAAGUUAUAAUGGCCUUGAUAAAUGGUGGAGCUUUACUUGAUUUCCGAACCAAAGAUGGCAUGACAGCUUUGCAUAAAGCUGUAGAAAGAAAUAACUUAGAAGCAUUAAAAACUUUGUUAGAUUUAGGAGCAUCUCCAAACUAUAAAGAAAGCAAAGGGUUAACUCCACUGUAUUAUACAUUAUUACAUGCUAGUGAUCAUCAGUUAACCGAAACUCUUUUGCAUGAUCAUGCCUUUAUUGGUACUUGUGACCCACAAGGAUGGCAAGAAGUACAUCAGGCUUGCAAGCAUGGAUUGGUACAGCAUUUGGAGCAUUUACUUUUUUAUGGAGCUGAUAUGAAUGCACGUAAUGCGAGUGGAAAUACGCCUUUACAUGUAUGUGCUGUUAACGAUCAAGAAAGUUGUGCAAGGGUACUUCUUUUUAGAGGUGCUGAUAAAAAUGCUCUUAAUUACGCAAAUCAAAAUCCUUAUCAAGUUGCUGUAAUAGCUGGUAAUCUCAACCUUGGCGAGCUUAUUCGAAAUCACAAUCCAGAUGAUGUAGUGCCAUACCGAGAAAUGCCUAGAUAUAAUCCUCGAAGGAGAGCCAGCAUUGCACCAGUUUCUACACUAAGUCGAACUCAUAGUGAUCCACGUCUUGAUUUGCAUCUAGGCAUGAAGCCACCAUCACCCUGUCCAUCUAACUGUUCUUUGCCACCUUUUUCUUCUAUUUCAUGCAUAUCUGAUGCUUCUACUAAUUCAUCAUCAACUUGCACACAGCCUAGUGGAGAAGACAGUGAAGAUACUGCUUCUGGUAGUGUAAUCACAGAAAAAAGCAUCACUAGUGACUCUUCAGGUGUAUGUACUAGUAAUAGUGGUGCAAGCUAUGAAUUUGGUCCAGAUCACUAUAAUGAUGCUUCUAGUUCUUUUCUUCCUGGGACUAAUUGUGUGUGUAUAGAAGACUAUAGUUCCUUAACCCCUGGCCACCUGCAGCUAGUUACUGGUGAGACAGUGGAAGUUAUUAGUGAGGCAGAAGAUAGCCUUAUUUUAGGACGAAUAGAUGGUGGUCAGGUUGGUCUUUUCCCUUCAUCAUGUGUUCAAGAAAUAGCUCCUCGAAUGUUUGAUACUUUGCAGUCUCCUGCUUUUCCUCGAGUUGAGGGAAGAAGAGAAAGGUGUGCCAAACGUGUCAGUACCAUUCCUAGAAGGUGGAAAACAUUCGGUGAGCCCAGAACUGUUAUUUUACACAAAGGAAAGAAAGGAUUUGGCUUUGUUCUUAGGGGAGCUAAAGCUUCAAGUCCUUUAAUGGAAAGAGAGUCCAAUGAAGUAUGGCCUAGCCAAUAUUUAGAAGAUGUAAAUAAAGGAGGGGUUGCAGAUUUGGCAGGACUUAAGAAGGGUGACUUCUUGUUGGAAAUUAAUGGCCAAGAUGUUUCUCAAGCUUCACAUGAACAUGUGGUUUCAAUAAUUCAACAAUCUGGGAAUCUGGUAGCUAUGACUGUGGUUACAUUGCCAUCUGUUGGAACUCCGAUUGAAAAGACUUCUAUGAUGUAUCGGCAGUGUGCUACUCUUCCUCGUAAGCUUAUUUGCAAAAAAGUUAUUAGUGAGGCAGAAGAUAGCCUUAUUUUAGGACGAAUAGAUGGUGGUCAGGUUGGUCUUUUCCCUUCAUCAUGUGUUCAAGAAAUAGCUCCUCGAAUGUUUGAUACUUUGCAGUCUCCUGCUUUUCCUCGAGUUGAGGGAAGAAGAGAAAGGUGUGCCAAACGUUUUAUUGUUUUUAAAAUGUUUAUACUUUAUCAACUUAAUAAUUUUUUUUUCAUUUGCUUAGAGUCUCUUGAUCGGACUUUGAAUGACUAUGACAAUGAACUCAGAUCUGCUAAAAGUAGCUCGGUUGAAAGCAUUCCCAACAAAGCUGGAAAACUGUCUAAUUCUCUCACUUCAAAAACUGCUUCAAUUAAAGCACGACCAAGCUCACAAAGGGUUUCAGCUGUAGAACUUGAACAGUUCUUUGCUCGCCAAGGCUCAAAAAGACACAUACGUAGCUAUACUUUAAAUAACAAAUCACGAACUUCUAACCGUCCACCAAAAGUAUAUGGUAGUGUAGCUGAAAUGAAACGAUCAAAAGCUUCUCGAUCAAAAAUUACUGAAACUGUUAUGAAAGUUGUUCACAAGGAGUUUUUCAGUACUCCAGAUUUGAAAGCAGUGCAGAAUAGUUCAUUUUCUAGUAACCAAAUUGGUGAUAAACGGAGUCUUAGUCAAGAAGAUCUUCAUAAUGUGCAAGGAAGCAGGCAUUCCUGGGCUUGCUCACCUAAUGGUUACAACAAUUAUCUUAGUUUAUGUGAUAGUCAAGACUACAGUUCAAACUAUCGUGAUGCUUGGAGAUCUAUUGAAGAUAUUUAUGAUAGCACUGUGCCUCUUGAAACAAAAGAUGGGAGUUCAGACAUUUAUGCACAAACUUUGCCAUUACCAAAGAGAGAUCCUAACUUUAGAGCAAGUUGUCCACCUCCUUCGCACCCACCACCACCGCCACCUAUGGGACAGGUAGUGAAAGUGGAUGUAUCUAAAUCCUUAGGUGAAUAUGCAAAUGUAAAUAUUAUGGAUGAGGAACCCGAUUCCCAAGUAAUGUCUAGUUUCCGUCCGGGAGACAGUGCCAAAUUAUAUGCUUCACCUGAAAUGGUUGUGAAUGUGGGAUAUAAGUCUGAAACUGUAACUGUGACUAAAGAUGUUUCAAAGCCUCAUCGUGUUGGAGGAGGAUCUAGUCUAAGGUCUCAAUCGCUUCCACCAAAAAUCCCUGUUAGUAAGUCAGAUAAAGGAAGUACUACUUCAUCUGAAGCAGAAAAUAGUGGUGAUUCUGGAGGUUUAUAUUCAACUUUUAAAAAGACUGGUAGACAAAGAGACUCAAUGUCAACAGAUAGUGGACAUGUCUCUGAUAGAGGUACCCCAUGGUCUAUAAAAGCAAAAUCUACCACAACUAGUGCCUAUUCUUCAAAAUUUGAUUUUGAGGAUUCUGAUGCAGGGAGUCCGCAAAAUUAUCCUACUGUUAAAACUCCCAGUCAUGAGCCUUUUAUUCCAGAGCCUGAUUAUGAAAGUAGUGAGGAUGAUUUCAUUCCAACAUCUCUCGACAAAGGGGCAACUCUUUCAACAUUCGGAAAAGGAGACACUAAUGUCCAAGAAGAUAAAGAUUCUUUACAAGUUGAGGAUAUAUCUACACACGAAGAAGGGUCAGAAACGUGUGUUCCGCCAAGUCCCCACACAGAAGCCAAACGUGCCAUACAAGAGGCAAGAGAGCGUUUGCGUUUCUCUCAAAAACCCAUUGACAAAAAUGCCACAGUUGUUUUUAUAAGUGGAAAAAUUACUGAACAUAAAGUUGAGAAAAGUGAAAUUCAACUACAUAGAACUGAAGAGGGUCGAUUAACUGGUACUGUUGUUAUAUCCACAACAAAUGAACCUCAAGAACCUGUUUAUUUAUCUUCCUCAAUAUUAAAAAAUUUUGAAAAUGAAAAGGGUGUUGUUCCUCGCUAUCCUAGCCGUGAUGCUCCCGCAUCUGAGUAUGCCAAGUUUCGUCAGCAGAUUUUAAGUGGCAUGAAUCAGCCAAUAACUAUUGUCGAAUCACAAUCUACAGAAUUCAAUGGUGCUACACAAAGUGAAAGCGUAAACGAUGAAUCAGAUGCUUUUAAGCUAUCUGAUUCAGCAGAGAAGAAGAAAGAAAUUAAACCAAACAUUAUUGAUGGACUUAAAAUAACAUUGACAGGGUCUCAAAAGUGUCCUUCAAACAAUAAAGAAUCUACUUUAAUGAAGAAGCCACCUGAAAUAAAUUAUCUUCAUCCUAAAGAUGCUAGUUCUGAACAGAUUUUUGAAAGCAAUUCGAGUGAUGUCCCAUCUGAUGCAGAUAACCAAAAUGAACAGAUUGGUGUUUCUAGUUCCACAGAUGAUGAUAGCAAAGCUGAAACUGUUGUUCAGGCGCCAAGUUUUGGAGACAAAAAAGAAGAAUCUAGCCCAAGAAUUGAUAUUAAAGCUUCUACCCUAAGAAUUGACAAUAAAGCUUCUAGCCCAAGAAUCGAUAAUAAAACUUCUAGCCCAAGAAUUGAUAAUAAAACUUCCAGCCAGAGAAUUGAUAAUAAAGCUUCUAGCCCAAGAAUUGAUCAUAAAGCUUCUAAAAUCAAAUCUCAUAGGGAAAAUAAGGAUCAGUUUUAUAUGUCUCAUCAAAAUGAACCGUCAAAUGAGAGAAACAUGAAAGACAAUAUUGCUUUAAUAGCUAGUGAAUUACAAAGGACUCUGGGGAGUUCAGAAUACAAAAGCAGGAAUAUCCGAGAAAAAUCUCAUCACUCGGAAUCGACAAAAAGUGCAAUACAAAGUGAUAGGAGAAGUGAUAGAAGGCCAACAUCUCAUUCUUCUCCAUCAAACAGAAUCACAUCUGAAAAAAGGCAUAAGCCUAGCUCAACUGAAGCCAGUCUUGAAGAAAGUCUAGAGGUUCUGAGAUUGCAAGUAAAUUCACUUGGUUUAUCUUCUAUUAAUGAAGUUGAUGUGUUUACCGAAUUAGUUCCUCCACCACCAGAGUUUGCUGCUUCAAUGGAGGCAGCAGUUUCAAAAAAAGAAUCUUACUCAUCUUCAGAAAUAGCGAUUGCUCCACCUCCUGAGUUUUCUGACAAUUCUCCACGUUCAAGAAAUAAAAGCUCCCAUCGAGUUUCAUCAAAUACUCACCAGAGAAGGAAUCACCCCAUAAGUUGUCAUUUAAAUACAUCUGCAAAUGCUGUUGACUUAGCAUUUUUAGCUUCUCUGCAAAAUAAAUCUCCAAACAUAAUGCAAAUGAUAAGAGGAGAUAGAAAAACCCAUGUUAGUAGCAGUAGUGGAAGUGUAAAUGUUCAUCUACCAUGUACAAGUGACCUACGAUAUUUACAGCCCAAUAUAUCUGAUCGAUCUGCGUAUCGUGACAGUUCAAGUGGUGAUGUAACUCGUUUAAAAUCUGUACAGAAAGAGUUCCGCUUUAAAUUAUUGCAAGAAUGGACUUCUAAUGAUAUAGCAGACUGGUUAGACAGUUUAUUUCUACCCGAAUAUAAGCAGCGGUUUUCUGAAGCUGGUAUUACUGGAGCUAAAUUAGCAAAUAUGGACAGCAAUGACCUGAUGGGGCUAGGUGUUAAACAAAUGGGUCAUAGAUUAAAUAUGGAAAGAUCUUUAAAAAGGUAUUUAAAAUAAAUAGGGUAUUUAGUAUAUUCAGAGUAGCUAUGACUUUAGCUGAAUUCAGCUGUCAAAAUCAAACGAAUAUUAAAUAGUUUUGUGAUCAUUAAAAUCUAUGUAGUGUUUUUCUCUUAAUAUUGUUCCAAAAGCUGAAAUUUCUUAAAUUCAUUUUUAUAUUUCCCUCAAAGCAAAGAUCUAGUUGCAUGUUUUGGAAAUAUUUUAACUUAGAGAAGUUUUGUUUGAACUAAAUCAGCUUGAACAAAUGUAGAGAGUAAUAAAUACUAUAUUUAUUGAAAGAGUCAUAUAUGAAAGGGCCCUUAUUGUACAGUUAUUAUAUAUAAAACACAUUAUUUUGAAAAUUGUAAUUAAGUGUUAUAGUGCAUAUAUUUAGAUCAUUCACCCUUUUAAAAUGAUUCAUAUGUAGAUAAAAAAAAAUAUUAUUGAAUGAAUUUCAAUGUUGCCAGCUGCAUAUUUUAA
Parasteatoda tepidariorum (common house spider) is the source of this 6603-nucleotide messenger RNA. RefSeq lists its product as uncharacterized. The record is from RefSeq and is a predicted model, not a curated record. Gene Ontology annotation, molecular function: synaptic receptor adaptor activity; ionotropic glutamate receptor binding. NCBI's taxonomy places the organism in Eukaryota, Metazoa, Arthropoda, Arachnida, Araneae, Theridiidae. Gene Ontology annotation, cellular component: postsynaptic membrane; dendritic spine; postsynaptic density.